Vigna radiata var. radiata (mung bean) is the source of this 2779-nucleotide messenger RNA. Its product is annotated as transcriptional corepressor LEUNIG. Gene Ontology annotation, cellular component: nucleus. The transcript has 18 exons. Bases 60 to 2558 code for a protein of 832 amino acids. Gene Ontology annotation, molecular function: protein binding. The record is from RefSeq and is a predicted model, not a curated record. Lineage: Eukaryota; Viridiplantae; Streptophyta; Magnoliopsida; Fabales; Fabaceae.
ACGCCUUCUACGCUGGGCAUCACCAAGAUUAAAACUUUCCACUCUUUGAAGAUCAAACCAUGUCUGAUUUCAACUGGGAAGCUGAUAAAAUGUUAGAUUUAUAUAUCCACGAUUAUCUUACGAAGAGGCAAUUGCAUGCCACUGCAAGAGUAUUCAAGGCCGAAGCAAAUGUUUCAACCGAUCCUGUUGUUAUAGAAGCACCUUGUGGUUUUCUCUUUGAGUGGUGGUCUGUCUUCUGGGACGUAUAUAUUUCCAGGACAAAUAUUGCCAGGACAAAUCGGAAGCACACAGAAGCAGCAGCAUCUUGCAGUAAGAAUCAACAAAUCAAAGCUCGAGUAAUGCAGAAUCAAUUAGAACAAGAGUUUCAGAAUAUAGACCAGAAUCAACUAGCACAAAUGAAACUCUUGAUGCAAAGACGUGCUCAGGAGCUGCAGCAACGCCGGGGUGGAAAUCAAUUUAUUAGGGGAAGUGCUAGCUGUCCUAUUAGCAAUGAUCCUUUAAUGAGGCAGAACCAGACAGCUCCUAAUGCUAUGGCAACAAAGUUAUACAAUGACAGGUUGAAGCUUCCAUGUCAGAGAGAUGUUUUAGAAGAUGCAAACAUUAAGCAAAAGGUAGCUGAUGACGUUGGUAAGCUUUUAAACCCAAACCAUUCAGUAUUGUUGAAAGCGGCUGGGACAUCUGGUGAAAUGGCUUCAGGGCAAACAUUGCUCAAUUCUCCUCCUGGCAUUUUACCGGGGAACCUUCCAUAUCUGAACCAGAAGCUUCCAGGGUCUACGCAAGACGUAAAGAGUGAGAUGAAUGCAUUGGAGGGGUCUCAAGAUGAUAUUUCAGAAGGAUCCUUUAUUGGUUGUCUUGGAUCUAAUCCAGGUGCUAGCAUUUUGACUCUGAAAGGAUGGCCUCUAGCAGGGCUAGAUGAGCUUCGUUCUGGCAUUCUCCAGCAUAAUAGUUUGAUGCACUCUGCACAAUCCUUAAACCAAUUUUCUCUACGGCAAAAACUUAUGCUUCAGGCACAACAAAAUUUGAUUUCACCUUCUGUCAUUGAUAUGGAGAGAAGAAGACUUGAUAUGCUUUUUAAUGAUCGAAAUAUGAGUCUUGUGAAAGAUGGCCAGUCAAAUUCCGUAGAUGAUUUGGUUCCCAGUAAUGGAUCACCUUCACAAGUUGGUUCCCCAAUGUUGCCCCAUCCAGACUCAGAUGUGUUCUUUAAGCAACAAAUUCAAAAUAGUAGCCAGCAGCUUCAACAAUAUUCUCAACAUCAUCUUCCUGGCCAACCGUCUGAGAAUCUCCAGCAGCAGCAAGAAAAAAUUGGUCUUGGUCCUGGAAGCAUGACUAUGGAGGGAAAUGUGUCCAAUUCCUUACAAGGAAACGAUCAGGCUCCAAAAGGUAAACUAGUGCGAAAGCGAAAGGCAGCAUUGUCUUCAGGUCCUGGUAAUAGCUCUGGAACUGCAAACACCACUGGACCACCUGCCAGUUCACCUUCAACACCAUCUACACAAACACCUGGAGAGAUGAUAACAGCGUCAACUCUGCAACAGAAUGCUCCUUCCUCUAAGUCAUCACAAAAUCAAUUGGAUGAUAUGGAUCAUCUUGUGGGUGAUGGAUGUUUGGGUGACAAUAUUGAGCCAUCCGUAUCUCCUGAUGACAAUGACAUCAGAGAAAAAGUUGGUAAAGGAUUAAUUUUCAAGGAGAUCAAGCAUAUAAUGGCAGGUUCACAUAAAGUUGAGUGUUGUCACUUCUCCUCAGAUGGAAAACUUCUUGCUACUGGUGGCCAUGAUAACAAGGUUUCUCUGUGGUGCACCGAAUUGUUUAACCAGAAAUCUACUCUUGAAGAGCACAGUGAAUGGAUAACUGAUGUUCGAUUUUGCCCAAGCAUGCUUCGUGUUGCUACAUCCUCAGCAGACAAAACUGUUAGGGUUUGGGAUAUUGAUAAUCCAAGUUAUUCUCUUCGAACAUUCACUGGACAUGCUUCGACUGUGACGUCGCUAGAUUUUCACCCUAGCAAAGAUGACCUUAUUUGCUCAUGUGACAAUAGUGAGAUAAGAUACUGGAGCAUUAAAAAUGGUAGUUGUACUGGGGUUUUCAAGGGUGGUGCAACUCAAAUGAGAUUUCAACCUUGUUUGGGAAGGCUUCUUGCAGCUGCGGUUGAUGAUGUUGUAUCCAUUUUUGAUGUAGAAACCCUGGGUUGCAGACUUAAAUUACAGGGCCAUAAUGAUGUUGUGCGUUCUGUGUGCUGGGAUUUUUCUGGAAAAUAUGUGGCUUCUCUGAGUGAUGAUAUGGUUAGAGUAUGGAAUGUUGGAAUUGGCAGCAAAGGGGAAAGCAUUCACGAGUUGGCUGCAUCGGGGAACAAAUUCAACACCUGUGUUUUCCAUCCCAUCUAUCCUUGGUUGGUCAUUGGCUGCCACAAGACUAUUGAUGUGUGGGACUUCGGUGAGAACAAGACAUUGACCAUGCCUGCACACGAAAAGCUUGUAUCUUCCUUGGCAAUAUCAAAUGCUAAUGGCUUGCUGGCUUCAACUAGUCAUGACAAACAUUUGAAGAUCUGGAAGGGACCAGCAUUUUAGCCUUUUGUUACGUAAAUAAAUAGAUGCUGAAGGAUUUGUUUUCCCCGUUUUUUGUGCCUUCUUAUAUUGGUCGCCCUCUUUCACAGUAAAAAACAUGUUUUGGAUUUUGGCCGUCCUUUGUUGCUAUAUAGGUCAUACAACUUCUCUGGAACGUUUCCUUAAACUUUGAUUUAAGAAUAAAAAAGGGUAUUCAAUGAAAGUGGUCACACUGAUAAAUGUUU